CGGGCGCUACAACUUUCUAUGCACCCUCGGUGGAUGUGAGAGCGCUGCGUGCAGCGAGCCGGGGCCCUCUUUUCCUCGGGAGACAGCGGAGAGCCAGGGGCAGGCGGGCGGGCAGGCAGGCGAGCCGCUUUUGCGGGAAGUGGCGCUUUUGGGCUUCGGAGAGGGAAGGGAAGCCGCCGGGAUGGACGUCCGCUUGAACCUUGGGCUGCUCCUGCUGCUGCUGAUCGGGCCGUGCGGCGGCGCCAUGGACGAGUGCGCGGAUGAGCAGAGCGGACGGCCCCAGCGCUGCAUGCCCGAGUUCGUCAACGCUGCUUUUAACGCCACCGUGGUGGCCACGAACACGUGCGGCAGCCCGGCCGAGGAAUACUGCGUGCAGACCGGCGUCACCGGGGUCACCAAGUCCUGCCACCUGUGCGACGCCUCCCAGCCUCACCUGCAGCACGGCGCUGCCUUCCUCACCGACUACAACAACCAGGCCGACACCACCUGGUGGCAGAGCCAGACCAUGCUGGCCGGCGUCCAGUACCCCAAUACCAUUAAUCUUACUCUCCAUCUCGGAAAGGCCUUUGAUAUCACCUAUGUACGCCUAAAGUUCCAUACCAGCCGUCCAGAGAGCUUUGCCAUUUACAAGCGCACUCGGGAAGAUGGUCCAUGGGUGCCCUACCAAUAUUACAGUGGCUCCUGUGAGAAAACAUAUCACAAACCCAAUCGAGGUUUUGUCAAGAGUUGGGAAGAUGAACAGCAGGCUGUUUGCACAGAUGAGUUCAGUGACAUCUCACCACUGACAGGUGGCAAUGUGGCCUUCUCAACACUGGAGGGAAGGCCCAGUGCUUAUAACUUUGAUAACAGUCCUGUCUUGCAGGAGUGGGUCACAGCUACAGAUAUCAGAGUAAGCCUCAAUCGCCUGAAUACCUUUGGAGAUGAAGUAUUUAAUGACCCCAAGGUUCUCAAAUCCUAUUAUUAUGCAAUUUCUGAUUUUGCUGUGGGUGGCCGAUGCAAAUGCAAUGGCCAUGCAAGUGAGUGUGUGAAGAACGAAUAUGGAAAGCUUGCUUGCAGUUGCAAACACAAUACCUUUGGAGUUGACUGUGAGAAAUGCCUUCCUUUCUACAAUGACCGGCCUUGGCGAAGAGCAACAGCUAACAGUGCCAAUGAAUGUUUACGAUGUAACUGCAAUGGACGAUCACAGGAGUGUUAUUUUGAUCCUGAACUGUACCGAUCCACCGGCCAUGGUGGCCACUGCACAGGCUGUUUUGGUAACACUGAUGGACCAAACUGUGAAAGAUGUCGGGAGAACUUCUACCGCCUGGGGAGUGAGGAGAACUGCCUGCCGUGUAGCUGCAGUCCUGUGGGCUCCCUCAGCACACAGUGUGACAAUUAUGGACGCUGCAGUUGUAAACUUGGUGUGAUGGGUGACAAGUGUGAUAGGUGUCAGCCUGGCUUCCAUUCUCUUACAGAGGCUGGAUGCAGGCGCUGCUCCUGCAAUCCAGCUGGCAGCACAGAUGAGUGCAAUGUAGAAACAGGGCGUUGCGCUUGUAAAGACAACGUGGAAGGGUUCAACUGUGAAAGAUGUAAGCCUGGCUUUUUUAAUCUGGAUUCUGACAAUCCUAGGGGAUGUAUUCCCUGUUUCUGUUUUGGACAUUCCUCUGUUUGUACCAAUGCUGUCGGAUACAGUACCUCCAAAAUUACAUCCACCUUCCAAACAGGAAAGGAAAACUGGCAUGCGGAACAGAGAGAUGGCUCUGAAAUCUCCAUUCGCUGGAUACCUGAGACUCAAGAAAUAUCCGUAAUCUCAGAUACACCUUUCCCCAUCUAUUUCAGCACACCAGGCAAAUUCCUAGGAAAUCAAAUGCUAAGUUAUGGGCAAAACCUGUCAUUCUCUUUUCGGGUCGAUAAGCGAGACACUCGCCUUUCUGCUGAGGACAUAGUCCUUGAAGGUGCUGGACUAAGAGUAUCUGUACCUUUGAUUGCUCAAGGCAACUCCUAUCCCAGUGAGAACACUCUGAAAUAUUCAUUCAGGCUCCAUGAAGCAACAGAUUACCCCUGGAGGCCUUCUCUCACUCCCUUUGAAUUCCAAAAGUUGCUCCAUAAUUUAACAGCUAUCAAGAUUCGUGGAACCUACAGUGAGAGGAGUGCUGGGUAUUUGGAUGAUGUUACUAUUGUGAGCGCUCACCCUGGGCAUGGAAUACCAGCGACUUGGGUGGAAAAUUGUAUGUGUCCAGCAGGAUACUUGGGGCAGUUCUGUGAAACCUGUGCCCAGGGCUACAGAAGGGAGACUCCAUAUCUUGGACCUUAUAGUCCUUGUGUGCCAUGUUUCUGCAACGAGCACAGUGAAACCUGCAAUCCUGAAUCUGGAGCCUGUGACUGCAGAGAUAACACUGCAGGUCCUCACUGUGAGAAGUGCAGCGAUGGUUAUUACGGUGAUGCCACCACAGGCACCUCUUCAGAUUGCCAGCCAUGUCCAUGUCCCGGGGGUUCAAGCUGUGCUGUAGUUCCCAAGACCAAGGAAGUGGUCUGUACCAGUUGUCCAGCUGGAACCACAGGUAAAAGGUGUGAGCUGUGUGAUGAUGGUUAUUUUGGAGAUCCUCUUGGCCAAAAUGGCCCCAUCAGGCCCUGCCGCCUCUGCCAGUGCAGUGACAACAUUGAUCCCAAUGCAGUUGGGAAUUGCAACCGCUUGACAGGAGAAUGUUUGAAGUGCAUUUAUAACACAGCUGGUUUCUACUGUGACCGAUGCAAAGAUGGCUUCUUCGGGAAUCCCUUAGCUCAGAAUCCAGAGGAUAAGUGCAAAGCUUGCAAUUGUAAUCCUUACGGCACGGCAAAUUUACAGAGAAGCUGCAAUCAAGUAACAGGCCAGUGUGAAUGCCUUUCAUAUGUCACAGAGAGGGACUGCAGCUCCUGCGAACCAGGUUUCUACAACCUGCAAAGUGGGCGUGGCUGUGAAAGAUGUAACUGCCAUCCUCUGGGCUCCACUAAUGGCCACUGUGACAUUCAGACUGGGCAAUGCGAGUGCCAGCCAGGCGUUACCGGCCAGCGUUGUGAGAGGUGUGAAGCCAACCAUUUUGGAUUUGGUCCUGAAGGCUGCAAACCUUGUGACUGUAAUCCUGAAGGUUCCCGCUCCCUUCAGUGCAAAGAAGAUGGCCGUUGUGAGUGCAAAGAAGGCUUUGUGGGAAUCCGUUGUGACCAGUGUGAAGAAAACUACUUCUACAAUCGAUCCUGGCCUGGUUGUCAAGAAUGUCCUGCAUGUUACAGAUUGGUGAAAGAUAAGGUUGAGGAGCAACGGGGGAGGCUGCGUGAUCUGGAAAAUCUUAUAGCUAACAUAGGAACAGGUGAUGACAUCAUAACUGACCAGGCUUUUGAAGACAGACUGAAAGAAGCUGAACGAGAAGUCAUGGACUUACUUCGAGAUGCCCAAAGUAUCAAAGAUGUCGACCAGGGGUUGAUGGAUCGUCUGCAGGAAAUUAACAGAACCCUUUCAAGUCAACUUGGUCGGUUGAGGAACAUCCAGAAUACAGUUAGGCAGACAGAAAACCUGGCUGAGCAAGCCCAAGCCCAGGUGGAAAACACAGAGGGCCUGAUUGACACCGCUUCAAAUAUGCUCCACAGGGCAAGGGUGGCUAUUGCCAAUGUGUCUAUCACUCCACCAGAAUCAACCAGUGACCCCAAUAACAUGACUAUCCUGGCAGAAGAAGCUCGGCAGUUGGCUGCACGGCAUAAAGCAGAAGCAGAUAAUAUUGAGAAAAUAGCUAAGGAAGCAAACGAUACGUCAUCACAAGCAUAUAAGCUACUCUUGGACACACUAGCAGGAGAGAAUGAAACAACUAAUGACAUCGGUGAUCUAAAUAGAAAGUAUAACCAAGCAAAGAAUAUUGCCCGAGACCUAGAAAAACAGGCAAAUAAGGUCUCUGCAGAAGCAAAAGAAGCUGGGGAAAAAGCUCUACAGAUCUACGCAAAUCUCACCACUCUGCCAUCCAUAGACACUGCAGGGCUAGAGAAUGAGGCGAAGAACAUCAAGGAAGAAGCCCAGGAGUUAGAACAGCUCAUUAAAGACAAACUAAAGAAUUAUGAAGAUCUGAGAGAAGAUAUGAGAGAAAAAGAAUUGGAAGUUCAGAAUCUUUUGGAGAAAGGCAAGACAGAGCAGCAGACUGCUGAUCAGCUUUUGGCUCGAGCAGAUGCUGCCAAAGCUUUGGCUGAAGAAGCUGCCAAGAAGGGAAGCAAUACACUCCGGGAGGCCAAUGAGAUCCUGAACAAUCUGAAAGACUUUGAUAAGCGCGUGAAUGAUAACAAGACCGCUGCUGAGGAAGCUCUUAGGAAAAUUCCUGCCAUUACCCAGACCAUUAUGGAUGCAAACAGUAAGACCCGCCAAGCAGAACUGACACUAGGCAAUGCGGCUGCUGAUGCCAGAGAAGCUAAAAACAAAGCCGACGAUGCCGAGAGAAUUGCUACAUCUGUAAAUAAUAAUGCUAGUGCCACAAAGGAAAUUGCCGACAACACCUUUAAGACAGUUACAGAGUUGGACAAAGAAGUUGAUGACAUGCUAAAGCAAUUGACAGAAGCAGAGAAAGAGUUAAACAAGAAACAACAAACUGCUGAUCAAGAUAUGAUGAUGGCAGGAAUGGCUACACAAGCAGCUCAGGAAGCAGAAGAUAAUGCAAAGAAGGCAAAGAGCUCUGUGAACAAUUUGCUGAACAUGAUUAAUGACCUUCUUGAAAAAUUAGCACGAGUGGAACCUGUGGACCAGAGUCAGCUGAGCACCAUUGAAGAUACUUUAAAUGCUGCAAAAAAUCAGAUGAAGGAUAGUGAUCUAGACCGGAAAGUAUCUGAACUAGAGAAAGCAGCUGAAAAGCAAGCUAGUGCCAUCAAUGAAUACAACAGGGACAUCAAUACCAUUUUGAAAGACAUUAACAAUCUAGAGGACAUCAAGAAGACCUUGCCAAGUGGCUGUUUCAAUACCCCAUCCAUUGAAAAACCCUAAGGGUGUGCCAAGGGCAGGGGGGGCAUUCCCUCAAUGACUGGUGAAACAGUUUUGGCUGUGGAGUGCCUUAAUUCCUAGAUGAUGUUCUUCAGGACCUUGACCUCAUCUCCCACACAGUUCAGUCGUUCAUUCUUUCCUAGUUUGGGGGUUGGGAGGGGGAAUGCAAGUUUAUAUGAACUAAAAGCAAUUUAAUUACCAGCCUUGGGGUAUCAGAAAGUUAUCAAGACAUACACUCUAUACGCUACUUUGCUCAAACACUCUACAUUCUUUUUCUGAGAAAUUUUAAUUUUAAUUUACAGUAUGAUGGACUUGUACCGAGAACUGAAGUAAGGGAGGGCACAAACACAGGCUCUUAUUUUUUCAUUCCCUUUUCCAUUCCUGUAUCUCCUGCCCUCCUGCAAAUUGUUGAUCUAUGAAGGAAACGGUUUGGCUACCAAAGUAUUAAAAAGCAAUGGCCAAGAUAACCACCCAUUCCGAGAAAUGCAGGUGGGUUUCAGAAUCGGCAUUCUCCCCAAAGAAGGAGAAAGGGCUUAUUCUUAAACUAGUAGCCACUCGACGCUUUGGUAGCCAGCUGCCAGCUUUUAAGAACCUUUCUAGUGUGCAAUAUGUAUAUGUGUAUCUUGUUUCUGAGACAGUUCUCAGAAAUGCUUUUAAGGAGUCGUGAGGAAGGAGUGGUAUAUUAGUUUUCCAUGGUGCUAAAGCUUGGCCUGUAAAGCAGGCAUGCAUUUGGGCCUGUAAGGAUAAAAUCAGGUGCUUCAGUUUUAAUUGGGAAAAAACUGCUUCUGGCCAGAAUUGUUCCUUUCCCUGGAGUAAGAUGGACAGAUUUUUUCUCUCUCUCUCAAAAAUGAAAAAGAGAUUUUAACAUUUCUGUUUGCUUUCGUGGGGAGAAGCAAUUUAUUCAGAAAGAACUUUACUUGCUAGAUUUCCCUCCGAAAUACGAAGCUGUUGUAUCUUUAUCUGGUCAAAACAAGCCCAAAGGAUUUUGCAGUUCUCUUUAUAUCAAGUCAGAUGUGAUUUUGCCAUGAAGAGUAUGUCUUUUGCCUGAAAGUACUAAAUCCCAAUAAAGUUUAGGGUCUUUUUUUUCCCCCCUGGCAAAACAAGAAAAAUGGUCAGGCCUCAUUCUAGGGACAAAUAUUUAGAAGUUGCAGUAUUGACCAGUUGAGUUGCUUGCAACUCAGUGUGAAUGUCUGUCCUGUUUAGAAGUUUUGCCCCUUUUCUAUUUGGGAAAGCUUUUUAGGUGGAAGGUGGUUUUCUUCAUAAUCUCUCAUACAUCAUCUUGAACUAGAGGAAAUCAUGUCAGCCUCCGUUGUUUCCUCAUUAGUGUGGUCUGAUGCUUCCACCUGCCCCACCCCAUCCCGCCUUUUGAGAACUGUGUGUACCAAGCCUUCAAUACUAUGCAACUGUGUACGUUUGCGUAGAGGGGAAGAAAUUUUAUUAUCUGACACACACUGGUGCUAUUAAUUAUUUCAAAGUUAUAUUUUUGUGUGAAUGUGGGGGUUUCGUGUCUUUGUUUCAAACCAUGGCUAUUUGUGUGAGGACAUCUGUUUCUCUCUCCUCUUCCCCUGUGUAAAUAUAAUUGGUCUUGUUUCUAGAGAGGAACAGUUCCCUUCACUUCUUCAUAAUUAACACCCUACUUACUCCCUUUCCUCUUGAUGUGCCUUGCAGGGGUGUGUGGCAGUGAUGAAACAUUUCCUCUGUCCAGACCUGCCCCAUUGCAUUCCCAUACUGGCCUUCAAUACGUUCUGUGAUACUAACUUCAGAUUUUUAUUUUGCCCUGUAUAUUCCCCGGAGGGUCAACUUCUUGCCCAUCUCUUCUAAAACCAGCACUGAUGCCCAAAGGAUUUGGGGCCCUAUCACUCAUGAAGUGCUAACAUAUUUUGUGGCCCUUUAGUGAUACUUUGGCCGCUGAGAUUCUACAUGGCGCAAAAUAGGAAGCAGAUCUAGAUUUGUCUCCUCUUUUUAUAGCGGGAGCAAAAUAUCACUUGAAUUCCAAAGCUUCUCUGGAUUGUCUUGUUGGUUUCUAUUAACAAUUUGAAUUGAUUCUGAUGUUAUGGCUAUGAGCUUCUUGCUAGGCUUCUGUAGAAAAUAUAAUAUUGCUCUUCUUUUCACAGAUAAAUCUCCCCCAAUGAAGACAAUCAUGUCAGGGAACAGGUUGAACUCUAGAUCCCUUCCUCCCAGGCACACCAUAUUUCUACACAGAAGGAAAUCAAGAAUGGUUUAUAAGCACAUGAGCUCUUUGUGUAUUUCUUGAACUGGUAUCAGGUAUACACAGUCACACCACUAUACUGAGGAUGAGAUUAUUGCUGUAGGCCCACUAGCAAAUCUUGAGCUCAGUUUUCAACAUGUACCUUUGUGCAGAAAAAUCAAAGUUCAGCAUCAGCUUUGGUUUAUGUUUUCCUAGUGGCUUCAAUUCUAACAGUUCGCCCAAACUGUACUUGUAUCCUCCUUGCAUUCAUACAUGAAGCAGUUAAUCAAAAAGUGACACCAGUGGUUUCCAUUUGACCAAGCCAGUCAUAUGGCUGCAUUCUAACAGUAUCACCUGCCAAAAAGAAAAGAAUAUAUAUAUAAGUAAGUAACAAAAUUGAAUUCAAAUUAUGUGCUUCUGGCCUUUUCAUUGCCUUUCUAGCAUUUUCCCUUUUCCCCCCCUUAAAAAACAAACUGCGUUUAAGUAACAGAUUUUGUUUUAUUUUUUAAAUAAAUGAGACUUUAUAUGGAAUCUCUUAAUUACAAAUACUGUGUUAAUAAUAGCCAUUAUCACAUUUGUAUAGGUCCAAGUUAUUACUUUGCAUAACAAAAUAAUGCAACAGCUGCUCACAGAAACAUACAAAUAAGUGCCACAGUAAACACCUCCUGAAGAAUUCCCCUCAUUUUAAACACACACACACACACACACACAUCUGUGAGCACCUCUUGUAUGUGCCUUCACUCCCUUUUUUUUUUUUUUUGCUUUCAACCUCUGGUCUUGCUGCUUAGGAGCAGUGAACAAAAACAACAAAAAUGCAACACUUGGCAGUUUUUGUAUAAAACAGUAUUUCUUAUUUAUAAUAAAGUCUGAAUAUUUGUAACCCCUCA
Ahaetulla prasina is the source of this 8041-nucleotide messenger RNA. RefSeq names its product laminin subunit gamma 1 (gene LAMC1). Gene Ontology annotation, molecular function: extracellular matrix structural constituent. Bases 182 to 4969 code for a protein of 1595 amino acids. Lineage: Eukaryota; Metazoa; Chordata; Lepidosauria; Squamata; Colubridae. The record is from RefSeq and is a predicted model, not a curated record. The transcript has 28 exons.